Messenger RNA from Phycodurus eques (leafy seadragon), 714 nucleotides. RefSeq names its product cyclin-dependent kinase inhibitor 1C-like. Lineage: Eukaryota; Metazoa; Chordata; Actinopteri; Syngnathiformes; Syngnathidae. The transcript has 3 exons. Gene Ontology annotation, cellular component: nucleus. Gene Ontology annotation, biological process: regulation of cell cycle. Gene Ontology annotation, molecular function: cyclin-dependent protein serine/threonine kinase inhibitor activity. Bases 103 to 483 code for a protein of 126 amino acids. The record is from RefSeq and is a predicted model, not a curated record.
AGCCAAUGGCGUGCUUUGCGCUCUCAAUUGCAGCGUGCGGCUCCUCGGCUCGACACAUUCCAUCAAAAAAGCUGCCGCGGCUUUUCGUCGACUCCAGCGAAAAUGGACACCGUCGUUUUGGGAAGGUCGGUACGCAGAGACCUGUUCGGCAUUGUGAACCGCGAGCGGGUGGACCGAGAGUUAGAAGUGAAGCUCCGCCAAAGUAUCCAGGAGGACAACCUGCGCUGGAAUUUCAGCUUCCAGACCGAGACGCCGCUGCCCGGCAGGUUGCAGUGGGAGAAACAGCCCGUGGAGCACACCGCAGCUUUUUACCACGAAUCCUCCUGGGACAACGACAAGUCUUCUUCUCCCAGGCCGGUGUGUGAGGAGACUGUGGAGACCGAACAGGAGAUCUGCUCGUCUAACAAGCGUCCUGCUGAAGUCACCCCUGGCCCAAACAAGAAGACACUGAGAAGGUUUCCAGUCAAGAGCUCACACAAUUAAUAUACUACAAUAGAUGUGUUGGUCUCAAAGGCACGUGUUCCAGCAAAGUUAUACUAAAAUGGAAUCCAUCUGCAUCUGCAGAUUGAUUAUGGCAAUUAGUCUAAGCACUGCACUAAAUAAACUGUUUGAUACUGUUAUUAUAGCAUGUUAUUCAACAUACUUUGUUACAAAGACGCAGUAUAAGAUGUGUAUAUAUAAUUUAGUUCUUUAUUAAAACAUUUUCCUCAAAUG